AUGAGCAGACUGGUCCAAAUCGAAAAAUAUAAUGAUGAUGAUACCUCAUUUCAAAGAUUUUAUUAUUCGCCCUUUUCAUUUUGGCAUAGCCUCUUAAAAUAUUUAGUUUUCAGUUUACUACUUCUUUCUUUCUUUCUUUCUUUCUUUCUUUUCUUUUCUUUUCUUUCUUUCUUUCUUUUUUUCUUUCUUUCUUUUUUCUUUCGCUGUUUCUUUCUUUCUUUCUUUCUUUCUUUCUUUCUUUCUUUCCACCCACUAGACGAAACAUUCUGGCAUAUUUCUUUGCCAUUUGAUGUCCACCCCCUUUUGAUCCACCCGAAUUUCCCCCGUACUCUCACCUGCAUCCUCUACCCCAACAGAAACACCUGCAUUUGCAUGCAAGCCAAAAGUUUUCAUUUGGUACGACUACUUGAUUUACUUACAGUAUAUCUAUCUAUCUAUCUAUCUAUCUAUCUAUCUAUCUAUCUAUCUAUCUAUCUAUCUAUCUGUUCCGACAAGUUCCUCAAAUUCUAUGAUGGAAAUUCGAUAUUCCUGGCACAUGUGUUUAAUUGCCAGAAAUGCGUUGAGUGGCACCAGUUGACGCAAAUCAUUCACUCCCUCUCUCUCUCGUCCUCUCUUUCUCUCAUACCGCAGGUGGAUAAUUAG
This is a messenger RNA of Acanthosepion pharaonis, 642 nucleotides long. Lineage: Eukaryota; Metazoa; Mollusca; Cephalopoda; Sepiida; Sepiidae. The record is from the annotation of a GenBank genome assembly.